Messenger RNA from Diplodia corticola, 1188 nucleotides. RefSeq names its product alpha beta-hydrolase. The record is from RefSeq and is a predicted model, not a curated record. Bases 1 to 1188 code for a protein of 395 amino acids. The transcript is spliced from 3 exons. Lineage: Eukaryota; Fungi; Ascomycota; Dothideomycetes; Botryosphaeriales; Botryosphaeriaceae.
AUGGUGCGUCUGAACACCGUCGUGCCCACGCUGCUGUCGGGAGCCGUGCUUCUGGACGGCGUCCUGGCCGCCAACACCACGUGUGUGGGCGUCAAUGCCAUUUCGCCGCGCUGCAAGUCCAACGAGAGCCUGCACUACCGCGACAUCUUCUACGUCGGCGGCCGGUAUGUAAACACGGCCUCGGGCAACCUGACGUACGACCAAAUCUACGUCGAGAAGCUCACCCCGGCGGCUGGCGUGAAGCAGCCGAAGCCCAUGGUCUUCUUCCACGGCGGAGGUGCUACCGGAACGACUUGGCUCAACACGCCCGACGGCCGCAAGGGCUUCGCCUCCUACUUCCUGGACCAGGGCUACCAAGUCUACCUCCUGGACCAGACCUCGGUCGGCCGCGCAACCGAGGAGAACCUCAAUGACUUCCCCAUGCGCUGGGGGUCGACGGUUGAGAUCAGCCAGAAGGGCUUCACCGCGCCCGAGAUCUCCAAUGCGUAUCCGCAGUCGCAGCUCCACACGCAGUGGCCCGGCACCGGCCUGAGGGGCGACCCAUACUUCGACGCCUUCCAGGCCAGCAUCCUGCCGCUGUCCACCAACCUGACGGCCCAGGAGCUGUCGAUGCGUGCCUCUGGCUGCGCCCUGCUCGAGCUGAUCGGCAGCUCGUACCUCGUCUCUCACUCCAUCGGCGCCCUGCACCCCAUGCUGCUGUCCAACGACUGCCCGCAGCUGGUCGCCGGUAACAUCAACCUCGAUCCCACCACCAUCCCCUUCCAGAGCUACACCGGCAACACCACCUCCGCCGUCGGCCGCACCGACGCCCGCCCCUGGGGCCUGACCAACACCCACAUCGACUACGUUCCCGCCGUCCAGAGCUCCGACGAGCUCAACACCACCUCCGUCGGCGAGGACACGCUCGCCAAGCGCAGCUGCCUCAUGCAGGCCGAGCCCGCCCGCCAGCUGCCCAAGAUUGCCUCUGUUCCCUACGUCGCCCUGACCGGCGAGGCCAGCCCACACAUGACGUACGACCACUGCAUCAUCGACUACUUGGAGCAGGCCGGCGGAACCCCCGAGUGGAUCAAGCUGGGCGAGAUUGGCAUCCACGGCAACGGCCACUUUGGCUUCUUGGAGCUGAACAGCCAUGACAUUGCCGGCGUGGUCCACGACUGGAUCCAGAACAGGACCAUCAGCUCUGUAUGA